CAAAAUCUUUGUUUACUUCUCGACUUGUGUUCGGGGAAGUGUUUUUGUUAUUGUGUGUGAAAAUAUUUUCAAUUUCAUCAUAAUCCGUGCUUUUAAUUGUCAUUAAAUUGAACAAUUAUUCGAAAUGAACUAUUAUUGUGCUAAAGGAAGUGUUUAACCGCUACAAAUCCGCCUGAGAACUAUUGUCUGGUUAAAUUAGAUAUCGAAAGUCAUUGUGAAUAAUCAAGUGGUUACAAUUUUUAUUCGGGAUUGUGGUUUAUUCAGUUAUGUAAUCAAGUAUGUGAUAUCGAUUUGUGUCAAUCAUUAUCAUAACAUAUCGUUUGUGUAUCACAUUCGCACUGUGUGCCACGAGUAGGAGCGAAAUAAAUAAACAUAGUAGGACGACACGUGGGUCUCGCGCUGAAUUAAUCGAUAGACGUAAGAGGCGCGCGCCAGUCUCUAUCAUUGAGACGGCUCAGCGUCAAGGUCACCGUACACAAACACGUGCGAUGGCGGAUUCUAUUUACACACAUGACUUUCUCUCAGAAGCAGGCAUUGAGAUAAAACAGGAGUCUCCUUUUGAAUUGGGCACUAUGUCGGCCUCGGUGCCCAUACCGCAGCGCAGGGCCGACCUCGGCGACUUCGGCACAGACUUGGAUCUGUGCCUACAGGAUAACCUGGGUGGCUCUGGAUCCUUCCACAAUGUCCCCAAUAUGCAAUACAGCAAACUCUCAUUUGAUGCUGAUAAUUCAUCUAAAAUGGAAACAUUCAAAAUGGAUGAUGAUGAUAUAUUCCAAGUAGACAAAGCUGAUUUGAUUCUAGGCCCAACACUUGCUGAAUUAAAUGCAAAUCCUGACACACUUUUAGAUGAUCUGAAUUUUGAUGAUUUACUCUUGCCUGAAGAAAGUGGAUACUGUGUACAAAUUGGUGGAGCAAUGAGCGGGUCUCGAAGACCCGCUACACAGACAUCAAACACGUUGGCUGCUGAGAGCCCAUGUAGUCCAUACAGUCGGGCUCAACUUGCCUUUUCACCUUCAAGUCAACAUAGUUCAGCGUCUUCAAGCUUUGCUCAACCAACAAAUCAGUUGCCAGACUUACUACUGCGCAUGGACGGUGGUUAUGGUGGUGAGAUUGCCUUGGGGCAGUCAGUGCCUGCUUCUACGGUCCUUCCUCCGUUUUCUAGCAGUAUAAAACCACAGCAUACACUGUCUUCAUCUGCACCUACACAUCUGACUAUGGAACAGAUAUGGCAGCGUCGUGAGCCCCGUAAACAUCUUUUAUCAACAAGCUCCCUGGCAGAAGCUGGCUCAAUAUCGUCCCUCUCUGGUGGUCUGCUCAGCCCAGGCACCGGGGACUACUCACAAGAUGAGGACGAGAGAGAGGGUGAGACAGAUGAGGACAGUGACAGAUAUGAGGAUCUCUCUUCUGAUGAAUCAAAUGAUGAGUCAAUUGAGAGCAAGCAGGCAAGGCAAGCUAAGAAGGAGAGGUACUUCUGGCAGUACAACGUGCAAGCUAAAGGUCCUAAGGGUCAGAGGCUGGUACUGAAGAAGUCCUCGGAAGACCCACAUGUGCUGAACUCCGUCACCGACCCGGUCUUCAGUCCCAACUGCAGUGUCAGGGGCAUCAAGCAUAGUGGUAAAGCAAGGAAGGGCGACGGUAACGACCUGACGCCGAAUGCAAGGAAGUUGUACCUUAUUGGAAAGGAAUUGGACAACUUGAGUAAGGUCAUCAAUGACAUGAUACCUGUCAGUGAGCUGCCCUUCAACGUGAGACCCAAGACGAGGAAGGAAAAGAACAAACUCGCUUCCAGGGCGUGCAGGCUAAAGAAAAAAGCGCAGCACGAGGCGAAUAAACUCAAGUUGUACGGACUACAAACAGAACACAAACGUCUUCUUAAUGGAAUUCAUCAGUUGAAGCAGUUGCUAAGUAACAGAGUGACCAACCCACAGAGCAAUAUUGAUUGGAAUUCGCAGGCUAAGGACAUAUUCAACACAGCUACAGAAAUAAAAAUAGCCGGCAAAACGUCAGAGUACGUCAACAAAGUAUUGGAUAAAGUGAGACAAGGUAACAACCCUGGACUGAACGACAUAAAGCUAUAAACUCAUCUACAGAUAUGAAUAAUAAAACGAAAGGCUGUUCUAUGUACCUCCAAAGUUAUUUAGAGAGAAGAGAGUAUGUCUAUCAUAUAAAACCUUAAUUGUCCAAGACAAUUUUAUUUUUGUAUGGUAACAUGAAUAUAUAAUUAGUCAUAUAAGAAGCUUUACAAGGCAACUGGAAUUUUAGAGUAAUUCUUGUCUAUUAUCAUUAUUAUGCCAUAAGGUAGACGUUAGUGACGUAGUACGGUGUAGAUUGACGCAAAUAAUUAUAUUUAAGAACCAAAAAAAUAAUUAAAAAUGGCAAUCUAUAACUGUAAGUGUAUACCGCUUAUUGUAGUUGAUUUGGUCACUCAAUCAAAGAAAAUGGAAGUUGUUGAUGGUUAACUUUAUAUAUUUACUUAUUCUAUGAGAAAAUAAUGUUAUUUUGUGGUUAUAUAUCAGAUAGUCAAAAAUCCACAGGCCAAACUUUAAAAGAACUACAAAUAAAACAACAAAUUUUAAUAGACCAGGGGGUUUAAAAAGGCCACAUCAAAGCAAUUCAUUAUAAAAAAGCAAUAUUGCAAUUUGACAUUAACGCAUGUGCAAACAAAUGUCAAAUAGCAAUACCUGGUUCAUUGUGGCUUUUUUAACCACCCAGAAGUAGUUUGAGCUUGGGUUGGGGGUUGGUGAGGUAAACCUAGCCCAGAUACUUGUGGGGAGCGGAGAGUUACCUUUGGUCAACCGCCCGUUUUAAUUUGGUCAGUAGUAAUUUAGGCAUUUAAAUUUUGACGUGCCAUUUUAUUCAAAUGACCGUUGUUAUUUAAAAAAAUAAUAUUUCAUUUGAAAUUAUUAAAAAUUUUGCCAAUGGAUUUUUGAUAAUUUGGUAACCUUUUUUGUGGAAUGUUAUAAAGUGCAAUAUCGAAUCAAAUUCAAGAGAUAAACGUGACUUGUUCUAAAAGCCCGAUUCAUAAGUUAACGAGAGUAAUUCCGCUAAAUCUGUAGGAAGAUGUUUAAAAAUGUGUUACUCUUUCCUGCUUUUCCUUGACUUAAAUCAUUGGUUUACUUUCUUUACUUUUGUUUUUCUUCGCGUUAAAACUAAAAUGCUGUUUUAAGUGACCACAAAUCUAAUAACACGAACACAUUUUAAAGACCAUGUUUUAAUCAAUAACCUUACGCUUAAUUUAACACUUUAUUCCGAGACGAAUGCCAAUCCACCGGUGCAAUUAUCAUUACUUAAGCUGAAAGCUUCAGGUUUAAUGGAAUUAUAAUUACUAUUACAGAGCAGAUGAAGUCGAUUUUUUGUUAUGUUUAUUUUGAAAACAUCGCGUGCCAGUGAUAUUACGCGAUGAAUCUUAUUGACAGUGAUUAUAAUCGUAACUCCAUAUAAAACUGACAAUAUUGACAACGCGUACGAUUAAGAAGAAUCUGUGUCUGCUUUCCGCAUUAAACGUAGUUUGUGAGUUUGGGCCAUUAAAAGGACAACUUGUGUAUAUUAAUAUAUUUUGUAUGAAUUGUUAUAAUAUUCUACUGUGAAAGUAUAUACCUCUAUUAUGCCAUGUUAUCAAGUCAAAAUUUCAAUUGGUAAAGAAUAUUUUUAACUAUAUUUGGCUACAGAGACGGAUUGUGAAGUCGAAUUAUUAUUAAGUAAAUAUAUUAUGUAGCUCUGUACUAUUUAGUAUAAGAAUAGAACGCUUCCAUAUUUUUCCAAAUAAUAUUCGUAAAGUUAAUGUAGUAAAGUACAUGCAGAUUUAUAAAAUCUUUCGCUUAGAUUGCUCGAUUUUUCGUAUAGAAACGCAAUAUUGUGCAUCAUAACAUAAGUUUUACACGAGUAUAAAAAUAUGAAUUCAAAAUCUUGUAAUUGAUAGAAUGCUCUAUAGAAUUAGAUGUUAUAAAAAUAUAAUUAAUUCAUUGCCAUAUUCUAAAUUUCAUAAUUUAAUUUAACCGCUAUGGAAGCGUCAUAGGUGUAAAUAAUGUUAUUUUUUUAAUCUUAGGACUGAUCUGGAACUUUGGUAGGGUAAAUAACCGUAAUAAUUUUGAUUCACAAACUUUAAGUCAUACAAGUAAACAGAGACUAUUCAUUAUAGUAAAUUAUCUGUUAUCUUGAAAUGUUAAGUGCCAUUCCUUGUAAUUCAGUUUCUGUAAAUAAUUUUAUAAUAAGUUUGACGAAAGGACAUAUCGAAUUAUCGAAACCAUUUAUUUAUAUUUUUUCUUUUCGUAUUUCUGUGAUUGUUGUUUCAGAUAAAGUAUAGUGUAAAAAAUAUUGGCAUACUAUUAUAAUUAUCAUAUUUGUUUGACACUUAAAUAGAAUGUGUUAAUGUAUAACAUUAUAUUUUGUUAAAAUCGCAAUGAAUUUUUGUUUGUUUUGUUGUUUGUUGUGGGAAACCAGUUUUAUUCGUAAGUUUUAAGUAGAAUACGAAAUAAAGUGUGGUAUUUAGUAAUAACCAUUAUCAUGUAAUGAUCGACCUUAUGUAAUAUGAAUCAUAAAGCAUUUCGCCAUUCAAUUUACGAUGCCUCUGAUAACUUGCAUUAAAUUCUAGAAUUAAGAAUCUAUAUCUUUAAGAUAAGUAAGUAUAUUUUUUUCUACAUUUGCAAUUAAUGCUAAAUAUUUGGGAUUCAUGUUUUGUUAUUAAUCGGGAAGUCAAUCAUAAAUAGUGUUAAAUGCACACGAAAAUUAUAUAUAUUUUUGUAAUGUUGUGUAAAUAGUACUUUUAUUUAUUGUUAAAAACAAAGUUAUUCGCGAUUUGUAUAAUGUUGAUUUACUGAUGGUUCAUUUAUACAGGUGGUUCAGAUAAUUUUCCAUAACUGUGAUCAUGCAAGCGUAAACGAAUUGUUAAAUUUGUACCCUUGCUCUAGCUUUACAUGAAAGUACAACUCAUUGUCGUUAAUAAAAUUAUUACCUCGAAAAUAGACAUUGAUAUUAGAUUAAGUAUAGUGCGAAAAAGGACCAAGGACCAAUGGUGAUAUUCUAAAGAACUCUUAUGUACAAAGUUCCACUUCCGUGCUGUCCUGUCCUACAAUAAUGACGAUGGUAUUUCUUUUUUAUAGUACCUACAGCUAUACAGGAAAAUACGUUGUUGUAGAUUUAGGUGUUCGAUCUAAUGUCACGAAUAAUUCUAAUGACGCGUUUCCGCUAGGCAACAUUUGGCGCGCGACAUGUUUCACAUGUUGAAAGUUAGCGCGGAACUUCGUCUGUUUACGUAUCUAAUAAAUGUCUGUCGUCGACAACAUGUCGCCAGAGGAACUAAUGUUGAUGCGCGUCACUUCUACACUACAACAAUUGAUUUGAGCAUCGGUUGUUGCUCUCUAAACAAAUAAUAAGCCGCGUUGUUCUGCAGAUAGCCUCCAUGGUCUAGUGGUUAAAGCGUUAGGCUCACGAUCUGGAGGUCCGGGUUCGACAAUGUUCCCGAUGGGGACAUUGUCGAAAUCACUUUGUGAGACUGUCCUUUGUUUGGUAAGGACUUUUCAGGCUUGAAUCACCUGAUUGUCCGAAAAAGUAAGAUGAUUCCGUGCUUCGGAGGGCACGUUAAGCCGUUGGUCCCGGCUAUUAGCCGUAAAAACACCUCCACCAACCCGCAGUGGAGCAGCGUGGUGGAGUAUGCUCCAUACCCCCUCCGGUUGAUUGAGGGGAGGCCUGUGCCUAGCAGUGGGACGUAUAUAGGCUGUUUAUGUUAUGUUAUGUUGUUCUGCAAUGUUGCUACCUACGUGUUGCGCGUUAAUUGUUGCCUAGUGGAUACGAGGCUUUAUUGUUUUGGUAAUAAUAUAAUUAGACAUGAGCAUAGAAUUUUUCACAUCAAGGUGCCUCUAUGAACAAAUGACCUUGACCAACUUAAGUAGGUAAAACUAUUGUUUGCAGCUUUUCUUAAAGUCUUCUUUAUAAUCUACACCUAUUUAUUAUGCAAAGGCGUAUUUAAUAUGUUGACUUUUUCUAUGAUGACUGCAAUUCAAAAUAUAGUUUUUUUUUACGAGUAGGUAACUCAUAAAAAAUAUAUAUUUUCUGAGUCUUCUUUGUAAAUGAACUUGUAAAUUCCGAACUCAAGUCAAGGCGCAUUGCUCAAGGAAGCAUCGUACAUAACUAUAGCCAGUCAACACGAAAGGAUGAGGAUCGCAUAGGAUCACUAAGUUUGGUAUGAUAGAAUUGUCAUGUGAUAAACAAAGUUGCAAAUGCUGACAAUGAAUAGAAAAGCAAAUAAGCAAUUUUUCUCUUAUACAUUGUGUUAUCAAAGGAAUCUUUAAAGUGGGGGCAAUAUUAGUACAAUGUAUAGGUAAGCUAGAUCUUCAUAUUUAUUAUACUUAGCCAAGAGUAAGGGUCUAAAAUGUCAAAAUGUUAACCUAAUAACAGAGCAAUAGAAACUUCUAUUAACUAGUUACUUGUGAAACAAACCAAACUCUUGAACUGGUCUGCGAUUCAAUAGGCUGUGCUUAUUUGUAUUAAAUUCAUAUAAGUUUCUUAUGUUUUUGUAAUGAAAUUAUAUUUUUAAUCACUGUAAUAUUGUUAUGUGUAUUGAUGUUUAAUAAACUUUUAAGGUAAUACAGAA
Molecule: messenger RNA, 6589 nt
Organism: Pectinophora gossypiella (pink bollworm)
Lineage: Eukaryota; Metazoa; Arthropoda; Insecta; Lepidoptera; Gelechiidae
Gene: REPTOR
Exons: 6
Coding region: 489-2078 (529 amino acids)
Biological process (GO): response to unfolded protein; regulation of transcription by RNA polymerase II
Cellular component (GO): nucleus
Molecular function (GO): RNA polymerase II transcription regulatory region sequence-specific DNA binding; DNA-binding transcription factor activity, RNA polymerase II-specific
Source: RefSeq, a predicted model, not a curated record